Messenger RNA from Medicago truncatula (barrel medic), 909 nucleotides. RefSeq lists its product as uncharacterized. NCBI's taxonomy places the organism in Eukaryota, Viridiplantae, Streptophyta, Magnoliopsida, Fabales, Fabaceae. The transcript has a single exon. Bases 202 to 801 code for a protein of 199 amino acids. The record is from RefSeq and is a predicted model, not a curated record.
UACUAUACACUAUGUUAGUGCUCAAGGAUAAGAGCAGCUUCCUGGAAAGCAUUUCCAAUUUACCUUUUCCACACUAUAUAAUGCAUCACAUACAACAACUCAAACUCAAACCAACACAUUAAAAAUAUUCUUUAAUCUCAAUUUCAUCUCUCUAUUUUGAGCUACAAACAUAACAAGAUAGAUUCUUACUCUCCAUUUUCAAUGGAUCCAUCGAAAACACCUGCAUAUGCAAACUUCAGUUGUGAACUGAGAAUAAUUCAAGCACGAAACAUUGAAUUCAUCAAGUCGGCAAAAAAUAUGUUUGCAAGGCUGUAUCUUCCAACAGGAAACAACAAAAGUAUUCAACUCAAUAGCAAAAAAAUUUCAACCAAAUCCGUACCUUUUUGGGACGAGUCUUUUAAUCUAGAUUGUUCUUGCCCCCAAGAAUUCUUGGAAAAUCUUAACCAACAAAACCUAGUGUUGGAGCUAAGGCAAAGGAAGAUAUGGGGGUCACAACUUAUUGGAAAAGGUGAGAUUCCAUGGAAAGUGAUUCUUGAAUCACAAAACAUGGAGUUAAAAAAAUGGUUGAAGAUAUAUUUAGUGAGUGGAAGUGAUUGCAAAGAGGCUAUGUUCCCAACACCAGAAGUGGAAGUGGAAAUUAAAAUAAGAGUGACUUCGGUUGCUGAGAUGGAAAAGAAGAAUAAGAGAAGGUUGAAUAAUUGGAAUGAGUGUGGAUGCAAGAAUGGCCAUGAUCAUCACGCUUGGUGCAGCGCUGAAGAUUGUGAUAUAUUCGUGCUUGGCGCAGCUUUGGAGGCUUUUUGAUUUUAAUGCAAGACCGUGCAAUGCAUAUAUGUACUAACACCAACUAAUUAUAACUUACCAUUAUAAUAUACAAUUGAUUGAUUCUAUAUAAUUUGAGUUUCCUUUCUU